CACCCCUUGGAUGGCAAUAUUUUUCCGGUCUUGUCAGCGGAACAUACUCCAUUUAUCCAGAAAUUAUCCAGGAACAAUUCGACAAUUCUCGAGGAUGGGUGAUCCAAGACUAGAAGCAGUGGAGGCUGUUCAGAUCGACGAGGGCAGAUUCAAGUACAUCCUCAUUAAGGUGUACGGAAAGCAGCUAGCAGAUGGAUCUGAGCCUAAUAAGCUAAUCGUCAGAGGAUUUGGGAGGUGUGGCUACCACUCUGAUAUUUUGGAUGAGGUAAUGGCAUCCCUUCAACCCCUUGGAUUGGACACCGAAUGCCUGGGUGGAGGAAAAAUUGAGCAUAGGCCGGAUUUGAAGCAUAUCCGAAUUUUCAGCUAUUCCCAGGGCUUUGGUAAGGCAGAUCAUUACAAAGCAAAAGAAUUACUUCUCACCAAGUAUGCUGACUACAAAAUUGAGGUGUCGGACAGCACUGAAUACUGAAGAAGGUUUAUAUUUAUAUCUUCUGUGUGUUUUCUUACGCCAUUAAUGAAGACCACGUGUGAGAGUAAUCUCAAUUAAAUUUGUAGGAGAUC
Lutzomyia longipalpis is the source of this 561-nucleotide messenger RNA. Its product is annotated as sex-regulated protein janus-A-like. Gene Ontology annotation, molecular function: protein histidine phosphatase activity. Gene Ontology annotation, biological process: peptidyl-histidine dephosphorylation. Gene Ontology annotation, cellular component: cytosol. The record is from RefSeq and is a predicted model, not a curated record. The coding region runs from base 11 to 469 and encodes 152 amino acids. The transcript has 3 exons. Lineage: Eukaryota; Metazoa; Arthropoda; Insecta; Diptera; Psychodidae.